UUCAAAUUUAUUAGUUGCAACGUUUUUGUUUGCUCAGUACCUUGCCAGAACAUGAAUAAAUCAUUAUACGAGGCCCUCAGAUCCAAUGAUCCCGAAACAAUUUCGAAACUACUUGAAACUGCUUCGCUUUCCGCUAUUUCAAGCGUCUACAACCAAGUGCAACUCAGGAACGUUCCUUUGUUGCCAGAAGUGCAACUGCUAGUGGAAUCCCAUUUGAUAAAUCGACAAUUUAUGCAAAAGAAAUCAUCAUUACUGGUUAACCAACAUUCGAAUUUCGAAAUAGUUAAAAACCAUUUGGAAUUUUUAUGUGAGUUGAUUAAAAAGUUUCUGGAAACUCAUAAAGUUGUUUCGGAGAUGCAGGUUUUAUAUCACUUGAGGCAUAUUGCUCAACAUAUGACGGUUGUGAAGAGGGAGCUCGAUUUUAGUUAUAAACUAUUACCUUGGGAGGAAAUUCAGUUUUAUAUAUGCCUGUAUUUGUUUAACGAGCAGAACCACGAAAGCACCGAUGCUAUUUUCAAGUUUUUUAUUAAUAAGGCAACGGUUUGUAAGUAUUUAAACUUAUUUUGGCACGAACUGUGCAAACUAAAAAGUGAAUUUACUGAGAAGGAUUUAGAAGCAAAAAAAGUCGUGCUAAGUCGGAUUGCAAUGAGGGAAUCGAUUCUUGCUAAAUGCGUCCAGUUUAAGGAUCUUCUGGAUGAUUUUCUAUUAGUGCGAGAUAUAUAUUCCUUAAAUAAAAUAACCCGUUACAUUAAUAAAGCUUUAGAGGUUGAUGUGAAUGAACACGGAACUGUAGCCUACUUAGUGAUAGAGCGAGCUCUUCAAGUCGCAGGUGAAUAUUUAAAAAACACAGCAGAUUCGCCGAACCUUUCCGAACAUUUGUACAAAUACUUGCUGAGAUGUUCGCCAAGGAAUUUGAAAAAUAUACUUGUUAACGUAAGGAACAUGUUGUCCCAUAGCUUCUCUUUAAACAGGAAAAUCAACAUCGAAGAAUCCGAGUUCUUUAUUAAAAUACAACAUGACUUGAAAAAAAUCAAAAAUGAUAUUUUAUACGUUUUGUAUGUGCAAAAAAUUGGAAUUCUCAGGACGUUUUUGACCAGGUUAUUAAAAUUUGAACAUUUCGAGCGAUUGGGUUCUAUUGAGACCUUAAAUAGCGUACACGAAGUGGAAGGUUUUGACGCUUCAGAUUUCCAAAGGACCAAGGAACUUAUUACGGUUUUCUGCGAACAGGUGCUCGAAGAUAGUGAUGAAGAUGCCGACAUGAUCAAUGAAAUAUUCGAUUCUCUGAAGAAAUACGAACAUAAAAAUGUCAGUAUUAGUACGACGUAUUUAACAACUAUUAAGGAAAUCUCGGACCUGUUUAAUGCUCAUCAAGAUUUUAAGACGAUUAGGAGAAUCAUUAGGACGCACUUAAGCAUGCUCUCGACACAAGAACCUCAUAAUCUAUAUCAAGAAGUCUUCCUAAAAAUCCGUCAGGUAGCAGACAAUUUCAAAAAGAGACGAAACUACGACCCGGACGAUUUUAAGAGCCCCGACGACAAAUCGAUCAACAUAAACGGGAUACUCAACGAAAUUUACAAUUACAUCAGGUGGAGGCUACCCAAGAUCAAAUGGAUGGAAGUGAUGGAGAGCACGUUAGUUUUUAAGGAGGAAAAGGAGGAAAAAUUAGUGCAAGUAGAACAUAUACUGCGACUAGUGCAAGAAAAGACCUUAAAUCAAGACAUAGAAUUAGCUAUAGUUAAAUCCAAGGAAGUUCACGAGGCGAAAUCUUCACUGAUGGCUUAUGAAGGGUUAAACGUCGUGCAGUUCAAGGAAAACUUGGAAAAAUUAAAUUUGCCCCCCAAAAGACAGGAAGAAAUUUUGCAGCAGCACGCCAAAAAUAAACGCGAUAAAAUUUUAACGGCAAUCAAAAAGGUAAACGACAGUUAUGGCACCCUAUUGAAAAACCUCCCUGAUAUGUUUCCCACGCAAAAAUACACGCAAGUUAUUAUUGAAUUUUUUAAAGGUCUUCAACUGAAAAAGACUCUGCUUAGUAAAGCGACUGAGGCCGUCCAGUUAGUGAUCGAGGAUCAGGUUAAACAGUGUUACAAUGCAAGAUUAAAUGCUUUAGAAAUCCUAUUAAUAAAUCAACCGAAUGAGUUAGAUAUGAUUGCCUUAGAGAUGCUUAUACUGGACUUACUCGAAGUAUUAGAAAAUCUAAAAUUACUACAUGACAAUAGGACGUUACUUGCCGAGGAACCAGUUAUCUUGAUGGGCAAACAAAUGCGAAACAUCACCACACAUGGGGACCUUCUAAUGGACAUUUUACCCGGAAACAUUGUGCACUCGAUGAUGUGUCAUGGCAAAAAACUGCUUGAAAUCGGGUUAAAUAUAUUAGAAUUAACCGAUGUAACUAUUGGAUUAAAAAUCCAUAAUCCCGGUUUUAAUUAUAAAGAGCAUUUUGAUAAAAGUAUUGCGGUUGUUGCUAAUCAGGCCAAGCUGUUUGAGGCAGCGGAAUCCGGAGAUACUGAGGCUUUUAACGAGGCUCUACGACAAGGAGCAGACCCUUUGGGUUUAGAUUUUAAGAAACGCCGUAUAAGGGAUGUUGCAAAUAUUUGCCAAAGUCAGACAAUGUUAAGAGAAAAGAAUACAAGUGAAGUACUCUUCGAUUGUAUCAGACUCGGUUUGCUGGACACAGUAAAAUAUUUCUUCAAUUACAAAAGCGAGUUGUUCAAUGACCACUUGACUGAGGCACUGGAAUUGGCUACGAAAUACGGUCAUCUGCACAUUAUCUCAUAUCUUUUGCAAAUAUUUCAUAACCGGAUUGACACAGAACUCUUAUUACGGACAGCGUCGGUGUAUGGCCAAUGCGAAAUAGUGCGAGCACUAAGCAGUAAUGAGAACCUCAAGGAUCUGAUGCAUUUAGCAGCGAAACACGGACACGAUGAUCUAAUAACCUUUUUCCUCAUUAACAAGAACAUCGAUCCGAACCUCACUGAUAACGAAAUGCGUACACCUCUUCACUGGGCUUCAUACAACAAUCACACGAAUGUAGGUGAGGUGCUGUUGCUUUCGAAAAAGUGCAACGUGAAUCUACAAGACAACCAAGGGAUGACCUCACUACAUUUGGCCAUACGAAACGGAUGCCUCGAUAUGUUUGAUAAAUUAAUAAAUUUAGGCCAGGCGGAUUUAGGUGUGAAAACUUUCAAAGGGGACACCGUGCUACAUUUGGCCGCACAAAAUGGUUCUUGUGAGUUAAUUGAGGCGUUAGUUCAAAGGUAUAAUAUAGACGUGGACAUUCUCAACGCGAAUGAAGAAACCCCUUUAAUCCUCGCCGCAUUUAAUGGACAUCACGAAGCGGUCGAGUGUUUACUGAAAAACGGAGCUGAGCCGAAUCAUCAGAACCGCAGCAAAAAUGAGAUCCAAGAUUCCGCGAUGAGUCUGGCAGCGGCACAAGGAAACAUCGAAAUCGUGCAGCGUCUAAUUAACCACAAGGCGAACAUCGACAUUGAAGAUCAGAAGGGUUGGAGACCGUUACACGUUGUAGCUCAGAACGGAUACGUUGACCUUUUAGACUUGUUUCUGACUCAUAAAGUUGAUAUUCAUGCCAAAUAUAAACCGGGGGCGACCGCUUUACAUGCGGCAGUUCGUAACGAGCAUGAAGACAUCGUGAAAAAAUUGAUAGACAAGGGUGCGGAUGCCACAGCGUUCGUGCUGGAUUUGAACGUUUUGCGUGUGGCGGCUUUAGUUGGAAACGAGCAGAUCGCUUCGAUUUUAUUGGCUAAAGGGGUCCAAAUAGACGAUAUGGGGUCUGAUCUGGUGACCCCAUUGCACGCGGCAACUUGGAAGGGUCAUAAACGCUUGGUGGAGCUGUUUUUACGCGAAAAAGCCAAAGUGAACGCUCAAACGAUUGAAAAAUGGUCUGCGAUACAUUUCGCUGCCAAAUUCGGUUUCCACGAGAUCGCUCGCGUUUUGUUGGCUAAUGGUUCAGAUCCACUUGUAACAAUCGAUACUGGAUGCAACGCGUUCCAUAUCGCUUGCGGCGAGGGCCACGUGGAAGUUAUGCAACUUUUGUUGCAAUACAAUGUUGAUGUAAACGUGCGAUGCUCCGUUAAAAACUCAACUGGGUUGCACUGGGCUUGUGCCAAUAGCAGACUUGCGGUUGUGGAACUGUUGCUCCUAAAUAAUGCUGACGUGAAUAUUGUUACGACUGAAAACAGCACUAUGCUGCAUGAAUUAUGUGCUCAAAAACAUUAUAACUCUUAUUCAGUCCCGAUUGCUAAAGCCCUUAUUAGCCAAGGAGUCCCAAUUAACGCCAAAGACAUCAAAGGGGCAACUCCGCUACAUCUCGCUUCAAUCAAUGGCAAUCUGGCCCUUGUCCAAAAAUUAUUAGACAACGAUGCGGACAUAAAUGAGGAAACUGAAACUAGAUCAGCAUUAAACCUUGCAGUGGCUAUGGGGCAUGCUGAAGUGGUUCAGUUGCUUUUAGAGCACGGUGCCCAAGUGAAUAACUUCACCAUUUAUAAAAGAACUUGUCUUCAUAUUGCAGCGGAAAAACGUUGCAAGGAUAUUGUGCAACAUUUGCUCAGAUACAACGCAAACGUGAAUGUUGCCGACGGUAAUUUAAUGACACCGUUACAUUGGGCCGUACAAACGGGUGCCGAGGAUGUCGUUAAAUUACUCUUAGAUGCGGCAAAUGCGCGUGACAUAAGAUUUAGAUUGCCUUUGGAUAUCGCGUUUGAACAUAAUCAUGAAUCAAUUGCGCUCACUCUCAUUCAAGUCACCACUAUUAGAAACUCCGAAAAUCAUUAUUUACGUAUGGCAUGUCAAAAAGGUAUGAAUGAGGUGGUUGAAAUGUUACUGCAACAACACGCUUGUGAUGUUAAUGAGAGUGAUGUUGCAACAAAAAAUAACCCUUUAUUGGAGGCUCUCCUUAAUGGUCACAGUCCUAUUGCAGAUAUUUUACUAAAAAAUGGGGCCAGUGUGAACGUUUCUACCCCCCAAGGGUUGACGCCUCUACACUUGGCUGCCGCUCAAGGUUUCGCCCAAACCACUUUGGAUUUGAUCAAAUUGAAGGCGUCUGUAGAUGCCCUGACAUGCCAACAAGAGACUCCUUUAUAUUAUGCUUCGCUACAAGGAUUUGACAACAUUGUAGACACUCUUGUUAGUCACGGGGCUGAUGUACACAUUGCCACAUCUCCAGAUGGUUUUACUGCCUUAAGUGUCGCAGCCGAAAAGGGGCAUUUACAAAUAAUCAAGAACCUUAUACAACAUGGAGCUGAUGUGAAUAUUACGAAUGCCGAAAUGUUCUCUCCGUUGCACAUAGCAACUCUUUUUAACCACGUUGAUUGUGUUGGUUUUUUAUUAAAUAAUGGUGCGAAUAUCAGGGGCAUCACGAGGAAAGAAUAUAGUGCACUGCAUAUAGCUGCUUUAAAUGGUUGUUUGGAGAUAGUGCAGUUGGUGCUUUCUAGAAUAGAAGGUGAUGAUGAGCUGAUUUAUUAUCUUAAUGAGGAUGGAGAUACCGCGUUAGAUUUGGCUUUGAAAGGAGAGCACUCAGAAGUUGUCAGUAUUCUUAUUGAAGUUAUAACGAGAAAUGUUGAAAAUGGCUUAGAAUUAGAUUGAAUUUGACCAGGGUUACCUAUUUUAUUGAAUAUUACGUACUCUAUUUCGUAACUUUUAGAUGAUAAUGUCCAAGAACAACGUUCGCUCUUCAAGGUGACCACUUACUUCAAAGUCCAAUAUUUCAAAAACUAGUUGAAUUAUUCUCAUGAAACAAAAAGCAUAAUAUUCAAGAGAAUAGUAUUUACGAAUCUUCUUUAUGGUGUAAUCUGGUCCGAGGAACAGUUUUAGAACUACUGAUAGGUUCAGGUAAUAAUGCACAGUAAUGAUGUUUGAUCUUCAAGAUGACCACUCAAAGUACAAUAUCUCAAAAACUGGUGGGAAUAUUCUCACGAAACAAAAAGCAUGAUAUUUAGAUUCAUAAUCUUUUUAAAUGUUCCUUAUGAAGUCAAUUAAGUCAUGAAAUAAUUAAAGACUUACCAAUACUUACUACGUAAUUAUUACUACGUAAAUUAUAAUGCUCAAAAACGUCGUUCAGCCUUUAAAGUGGCCACUCACUUCAAAGUCCAAUAUCUCAAAAACUACUGGAAAUAUUCUCACGAAACAAGAAGUAUAUUAUUCUUGAGAAUAUUCUUUAUAGAUGUUCUUUAUGAAGUAAAUUAAAUCAAGGAAUAAUUAAAUAAACAUCGUCACUUUUAGAUAAUAGUUUCCAAAGACAACGUUUGCUCUUCAAGGUGAUCAUUCACUUCGAAGUCCAAUAUCUUAUAAACUACUGAAAAUAUUCUCAUAUGAUGAGCUGAUUUAUUAUCUUAAUGAGGAAAGAGAUACCGCGUUAGAUUUGGCUUUGAAAGGAGAGCAUCCGGAAGUUGUCAGUAUUCUUAUUGAAGUUAUGACGAGAAAUGUUGAAAAUGGCUUAGAAUUAGAUUGAAUUUGACCAGGGUUACCUAUUUGGUUGAGUAUUACGUACUCUAUUUUUGAGUCAGAAAAGACAAUAAACUUUUCACGUAUUUAGAAGAAAAAUGUUCUAAAUGAAUUAUUCUUCAGAUUUUUUAUUUUUCGAGCUUGGAUUUUUUAUCGAACUUUUAUUUUGAUUCUUUUGGUUACUCAUAUGGCUGUACUCUGGUGCACACAACAAUGUAGUGCCAAAUGGAGCUCCAGAUUUGGGUGCAGCAGCAAAUGUAGUUUCUAGAUUAUCGGAGAUAAUUCCCAAGCACAAGAAUCAUAUCCUUUAUUUUGACAACUAUUAUACCACAUUG
Molecule: messenger RNA, 6791 nt
Organism: Anthonomus grandis grandis
Lineage: Eukaryota; Metazoa; Arthropoda; Insecta; Coleoptera; Curculionidae
Exons: 4
Coding region: 52-5598 (1848 amino acids)
Molecular function (GO): protein binding
Source: RefSeq, a predicted model, not a curated record